AUGCCUCGCGGCACCCAGCUUACCCCAACCGAAAGGAUAGAGAUCAAUACUUUGAACUCUGCGAAGUGGUAUCAUCGGCAGAUUGCCGAGAAGUUGAAGCGUUCCAAAACGGUCGUCACAAGAUUAUUAAACAAUCCAGCACAGUAUGGGACUAUCCAGAGGCCUGGCAGACCUCCCAAAGUGACCGAGGCCGUCCGUAGGAGGGUCAUUCGUGAGGCCUCGAAGAAACUAACCACUGCAUCAAAAAUUCGGAAGGCCUUGGAGCUAUCGGUAAGCACCUCUACAGUGCAACAGAUAAUUAGAGGGACUGGUUUUAUGGCUUUUAAAACUAUGGCGACCGCCCCGUGGAUAACAAACGAACAUCGCAAAAAGGAUGUCUUGGGCAGAGACACAUGUGCAAUUCUCCCUGGAAAAAAGGCGUACUGUGGUCUUUUCCGAUGA
Messenger RNA from Chondrus crispus (carragheen), 441 nucleotides. RefSeq lists its product as hypothetical. The transcript has a single exon. Gene Ontology annotation, molecular function: DNA binding. The coding region runs from base 1 to 441 and encodes 146 amino acids. The record is from RefSeq and is a predicted model, not a curated record. Lineage: Eukaryota; Rhodophyta; Florideophyceae; Gigartinales; Gigartinaceae.